Mercenaria mercenaria is the source of this 624-nucleotide messenger RNA. RefSeq names its product scm-like with four MBT domains protein 1. Lineage: Eukaryota; Metazoa; Mollusca; Bivalvia; Venerida; Veneridae. The coding region runs from base 181 to 624 and encodes 147 amino acids. The transcript is spliced from 3 exons. Gene Ontology annotation, molecular function: protein binding. The record is from RefSeq and is a predicted model, not a curated record.
UCAGUGUCGUUGUAUUUUCUGGUCCUUUGGGAUCAUAGAGUCCAUUCAAUAUUUGUGAAAUAGAAUUCCGUUUAAGCCAUUGCUAGGGGCGUGAGGGGUGUUUCUGUUAUUUUUCUUAGUUGCAUUUUAUCCUUCCAAAAGGUCUUCUGAUAAAUUUAGUUUUCCUUCUAAUGGCUUAACAUGUCUUUUAUGACUAGACCUGUCUUUUCCCCAAUAGAGAGUGAGCCACAUCAGGAGGUAUAUCUAAAUGCAACAAAGUGGUCAGUUACUGAUGUAGUACACUACUUCAAUGAAAAAGGUUUCAGCGAAUCAGCAAACGCUUUUAAAGUACAGGAAAUUGACGGUCAGUCCCUUUUGUUGCUGAAAAGAUCAGACGUUCUCCAGGGUCUGCCCCUUAAACAUGGUCCUGCUCUCAAGAUAUACAACCAUGUAAUCAAACUCCAGACCACAACGAAUGAUGGUUGUAUAUCUUUAGAGCAGGACCAAGUUUAUGUUUGUGCAGUAAACAAAUGCAGUAAGAAACAUGUGAACUGGAACACCGAGGUAUAUACAAUGAGAUGUGAACCAUUCGGCAACAAAAUGCAACAAAAAUUAUAUCCGCCUAUACAAGUACUAGGUAUCUGA